Molecule: messenger RNA, 1251 nt
Organism: Haliaeetus leucocephalus (bald eagle)
Lineage: Eukaryota; Metazoa; Chordata; Aves; Accipitriformes; Accipitridae
Gene: ISLR
Product: immunoglobulin superfamily containing leucine-rich repeat
Exons: 1
Coding region: 1-1251 (416 amino acids)
Molecular function (GO): protein binding
Source: RefSeq, a predicted model, not a curated record
AUGAGGCCCCUGCUCUGUUGCCUGGGGCUGGCUGUGCUCCUGGGGCCCUGCCUGGCCUGUCCCAGCGCCUGCUCCUGCUCCACCAAGAAGAAUGGGCGGCUGUUGGCCGAGUGUGCCUACAAGGACCUCCAGGAGGUACCUGAGGGGUUGUCCUCCAACGUGACCAUCCUCACCUUGUCAGCUAACCGGAUCAGCUGGUUGGGGCAAGGCUCCUUUGCUGAGGUUCCCGAAGUGCAGUCGCUGUGGUUGGGCUACAACCAGAUCGGGGUGGUGGAACCGGGGGCUUUCGCCUUGUUGGUGCACCUGAAGAACCUGGACCUGAGCCACAACAAGAUUGCGGAUUUCCCCUGGCAGGACCUGCGUAACCUCAGCGGUCUGCAGAUCCUAAAGAUGAACAACAACCGCCUGGCUGGGCUGCCCCGGGAUGCUUUCCGUGCCUUGAAGGACCUGCGCUCCCUCUGGCUCAACGACAAUGAGUUGACCACCUUGGCCGAGGGCACCUUUGACAACCUGCCCUCCCUGUCCCAGCUGCAGAUCUUCAACAACCCCUUCAACUGCUCCUGCAAGGUCUUCUGGCUGAAGAAGUGGACCGAGAACACCUCCGUCUCCAUCACCAAGGGGGGGUCUACCCUGUGUGUGGCUCCUGGCAGGCUAAAGGGCAGGGCGGUGACGGACAUCCCCGACCACCACUGCAUUGCCCCCUCCGUGCAGCUCACCUACCUCUCCAACCUGGACAACACCGUCAUGUACGAUGGCCUCACCCUGACGCUGCACUGCAGCGUGGCGGGCAGCCCUCCACCAGAGAUCAGGUGGAAGAUCCAGACCUCCAGCCGCCGCAUUGAGAUCAACGGGCCCAACGUGGCACGGGAUGGAAGCAUCAAGCAAAGCCAAGAGCGAUUCCUGGUCUUCAAGAACGGCACCAUGGCCAUCCCCAACUUCAGCAAGGAGAACGAAGGCAUCUACACCUGCCUCGCUGUCAAUGACGUGGGCACGCGGGAUGUCUCGGUCAACGUGGCCUUGGCUGGGUCAGAGAAUCCAGCUGAAGACCUGCUCCGAGAUGACCCCCAAGCCAGCCACCUCGGGGGUCAGAGCUGCUACAAGGGGGAUGAAAUGGAUCCCUCCGGUGCUGGAGAAAAGCUGGUGAUUGUUUACCACAUGCCGAGGGAGUCGAAGAGCAGAGCUGGAGGAGCGGUGCCCCGGGUCAGCCUGGGGACCCUCCUGCUGGCUUUGGGCAUCACGGUCUGCUGUUAA